This is a messenger RNA of Lachancea meyersii CBS 8951, 837 nucleotides long. NCBI's taxonomy places the organism in Eukaryota, Fungi, Ascomycota, Saccharomycetes, Saccharomycetales, Saccharomycetaceae. The record is from the annotation of a GenBank genome assembly.
AUGUCUGCUACUCACUUUCCCUCUUUAUUCGAUAUGACUGUCCUGGAGUCGCAGCAGCAGCAACAGCAGCAGCCCCAUGUGGCAGUCGCAUCGGAACAAGAGAUGCAGCAGCCCCACGAACCAAUUAUUGGCGAACUCAUCUUUGACAAGUUCGCUCAAUCGCAGCCUCGCGCAGAAUCCUUCUCAGCGGCCCGUGCCGUUAAAGUCAAGACGGAGUUUGAAUCGCCACUCCUCGGAGACACUCCCUUGACUGACAACGACGUCAACAGCGCCGCUGACGACUUGGACCAUUUCUUUGCUUCAAGUGCCGACUCUACACCUUUGUUUGGCCUUGAAAGUGUUCAAUCUGACCCUCAGACUUGGGAGUCUUUGUUUGACGAUGAUAUCUCAGUGAGCGUCACUGAUCCUGCUUCAGUGCAGCCAUCUGACGCUGUUGAUGCCGUGAGCUCCGAGCCCGCUGUGUCGCAAACAUCCACUGCCAUCGAUCAAAGAUCCUUCUUGCCAACGCCUGUUAUUGAGGAUGCCAAGAUUCCAGCAACUAUGAAAUCGGCCUCCUCAAGUGGUAUGGUGCAGAAGCCCUCAAGUCUAGACCGCAUGGGAUUCGUUCCAUACACACGUAAGAACCGGGUUGCUCCACUUACUCCGAUAAUACCAGAGUCAGAUGAUCCUGUCGCAUUGAAGCGUGCGAAGAACACUGAGGCCGCAAGACGUUCGCGUGCCAGAAAACUUCAAAGAAUGAGCCAGCUUGAAAUUAAGGUGGAAGAAUUGUUGAAGAAGAACACCGAGCUGGAACAAGAAGUUGCUACCUUGAGGUCAUUACUUGGUGGUCAAUUAUAA